AUGGCACUUGCUCUAUCAGUUCUAGAGAAAUUGCAACAUCAACCAAAUUCAACCCUCUCUACCAUAUGUUUCAUAAUCAUAACCAUUUUGUGUGUCCUUAUUAAGUUCACAAGAAGUAACAAGAAGAUCAAUAACCUUCCACCAUCUCCACCAAAGCUACCAUUAAUUGGAAACCUUCAUCAACUAGGAACACUUCCACACCAAUCCUUAAAAGCACUUUCUGACAAAUAUGACCCUCUUUUGUUGCUUCAGUUAGGGCAAACUCAAGCCCUAGUUGUGUCUUCAGCAGAUAUUGUUGAAGAAAUAGUGAAAACACAUGAUGUUGCUUUCUCCAAUAGAGCAAACACUAAAGCUGCAAAGAUAUUCUUCUAUCAAUGCAAGGAGAUUGGUUUUGCACCCUAUGGAGAGGAAUGGAGAAAGAAAAGGAAGCUCUGUGUUAAUGAGCUUCUAAACACCAAUAGGGUAAAGUCCUUUCAACCCAUUAGAAAAAAUGAAGUAUCGAUGAUGAUUAACUCCCUACAUGAAGCUUGUGCAAAAGGAUCCUCGUUCGAAACUAGUGAUGAUGGUAGGAAAAGCAUUGCUGAGGUUGUGAGGAAGAUACAAUUUUCAAAACUUGGGGUUGGAGAUUUGUUCCCUUCAUUGGAUUGGGUUGAUGUUCUUACAGGUUUCAUGUCAAGAAUAAAGAUUAUUUAUGCCGAAUUAGAUGCAUUCUUAGAAGAGGUUAUUGAAGAGCAUAAGAGAAAGAAGAAAAAUUGUGAUGAUAAUAAUAAAGACUUUGUUGAUGUGCUUCUUCAACUUCAAGAGAGGGACAUGCCUGAGUUUGAGCUCACAAAAGAUAUCAUGAAAGCACUCCUCUUGGUUUGA
Molecule: messenger RNA, 864 nt
Organism: Arachis duranensis
Lineage: Eukaryota; Viridiplantae; Streptophyta; Magnoliopsida; Fabales; Fabaceae
Product: cytochrome P450 71A1
Exons: 3
Coding region: 1-864 (287 amino acids)
Molecular function (GO): iron ion binding; heme binding; monooxygenase activity
Source: RefSeq, a predicted model, not a curated record